AUGGCUAGAUCUGUCGAAGAGAUUUUACGUGAUCACAAGGUAACGCCAGCUACUUGUGCAUUCAUAAAUGGUAUACCUCAUGUAGGGUUAUCAGUAUCGCAGAUCCAGAAAUUUGCUGAAUCACCUCGCCACUCAAUUACAAAAGUCUCACGCCGUGAUAUAGGUUAUGUUAUGGCCAACAAAUUAAAUGGUGGCACAACAAUUGCCCUGACUAUGAUUUUAUCCCACUUGGCAGGGAUUAAGUUUUUUGCCACUGGUGGUUUAGGUGGAGUGCAUCGUGACGUACCAGGAAACUUUUCCAUGGAUGUUUCUGCUGAUUUGACCGAAUUGGGACGUACUCCAGUCAGUGUUAUAUGUGCAGGGCCUAAAUCGAUUUUAGAUAUUGAAAAGACAUUGGAAUUCUUGGAAACUCAAGGGGUAUUUGUUGGCACAUACAACGAAGAUGGGAAGCCAGCUGAAGACUUGAAGUUGCCAGGCUUUUACUGUCGAGAAUCUUUAGCUGCAUCGCCAUUUGGAUUUGAUAGCUUUGCAGGUGCUGCUUCCAUUGUCCAUAAUCAAAAUUUGAUGGACUUGCAAUCGGGAAAUGUAUUUUGCAUUCCACCGCCAAAAGCUACAGCAUUAGAUUCGAACUUUAUCAAUGAAAUAAUUGAUAAAGCGAACAGGAAAGCUAGAGUCGAGGGUAUUUCCGGUAAACAGUUGACUCCCUUCUUGCUUAGCGAGAUUGCCCAUGCGACAAAAGGGAAAUCUGUUGAUUGUAAUAUAAGCCUUGUCAAGAACAAUGCGAGAGCUGCAGCUCAGAUAGCAAAUGAGUAUUACAAAUUGAGUUUGACCCCAACGGCAUUGGUCAGUGGCAAUGAGGAUACAGCUUCUGAAAAGGGUAGAAGUAAUCAAUCAGAGUCAGACAGAGCUGUGCAAGGCAGUAAUCCCAUAAGGUUAUUAGUUGUCGGUUCAGUUGCUUUAGAUACCAUAAGUACGAUAUCAACCAAACCAAAGCUUAAAGACUCAAACAUUGGUAAAAUUACAAACUCUAUUGGAGGGGUUGGCUAUAAUCUAGCUCUAGCUAGCAGCUACGUCUCUGAGAAUACCAGGCUUAUCUCUCGCGUGGGGACUGAUUUUGCUGGUGACACACUAAUCCACCAAAUUGAAAAAGAAGGUAUUGUAAACCUGACAUUUACAAGAGGUUUAGGAAACAGUGCUCAAUAUUCAUGUGUACAUGAUGAUAAAGGCGAUUUGAUUGUAGCGUGUGCAGACAUGUCCAUUAUAGAAGAGCCGGGGUUUCUGGAACAAGUCAUUGAUGAAAUUACUCAUCAAAAACCUAACUUUGUUCUUAUGGACUGUAAUUUGUCAUCAGAUGCGAUGAGCAGUAUAGUUGAGCAUUUCCAGGGCCAAAAAAAUGGAGCGCCUGGCUUUAUUAUUGAGCCGACAUCAUAUAUCAAGGCCCAACGAUUAUCGCAAGUAAAUUCAGCAGUUUUUCCCCAUAAUAAAAUUAAAUUGAUUACACCGACAGUUGAAGAGUUAAACACAGUCUAUGAAUCAUUGGAGAAAACUUAUAAACUUGAUCUUGAAAAAUGGUUUCCUAUCCUUGAUGCCAUGAACAUCAAUGGUGCAAUGAGGGAUAAGUUGAUGAAACUUGAUUCAAAGUUGUGUGCAAGGGGCGUUUUCCAACAAUGUUUCCACCUUUUACCAUUUUAUCAAAAUAUAUUGGUCAAAUUGGGUGACAAGGGGAUCUUGAUGGUUAGUUUAGUUACUAAUCAUACUGAUUUGAAAAGUAUACCAACAACGUCAAAGUACAGACCUACUGCAACAGUAGUUAAUGAUGCGGAUAGCAAGUUGGGAGUCGUAGUGGAAUACUUUGAUGUUCCUAUAGAGAAUCAGAAUUUGUCAGUGGUGAAUGUGACUGGUGCCGGAGAUACUAUGGUGGGAUAUUUGGCUGCAAAAUUGGCUAAUCUCAACAAUGAGGAAAACUGGUUGAAUAGUGAGGUUAGAUCGUGUGAACAGGUUUGGACCAAGUGGGAGAGUAUACACAAGGCGCAAUUGGCUAGUGGAUUAACCUUGAUGAGUGAAAAGUCGGUUAGUGAAAAGAUAUCAAGUUUAUAA
Molecule: messenger RNA, 2097 nt
Organism: Lodderomyces margitis
Lineage: Eukaryota; Fungi; Ascomycota; Pichiomycetes; Serinales; Debaryomycetaceae
Exons: 2
Coding region: 1-2097 (698 amino acids)
Molecular function (GO): pseudouridylate synthase activity
Source: RefSeq, a predicted model, not a curated record